CAAACCAACAAAUCCAAUUCCAAUAAUAAGUCUAACUGAAGAAUCAUACGAACAGAGACGCAGACACCCAACGAAACAAAUGGGGAUUCAACCUUUCCUCUUCUCUGUCUUUUUGCUUCUCCUACAUUCUACAGCUGCUGCACCCGUCGGCAUUUGUUACGGUAUCGUCGCCAACAACCUCCCACCGGCGUCCAAUGUCGUCAAUCUCCUCAAAUCCAACGGAAUUUCCAAUAUUCGGCUCUUCAACGCCGAUCCAGACACUCUAAAACCGUUCUCCGGUACCGGAAUUCAGCUCAUGAUCGGAGUUCCCAAUGAAGUCCUCCCUUCUCUGGCAACCGGCACCGUCAAUGUCUCGCUGGACUGGCUUCAAUCCAACAUUUUCGCAUAUGUUUCCUCCGAUCAAGUCAGGUACAUCGCCGUCGGCAACGAGGUCUUCCUUAAGGAUCCGUUCUACACUCCCUACGUACUUCCUUCCAUCAUCAGCCUCUACCAAGCUCUCCAAAUCCUAGGUUUGGCAGACAAAAUAAAGGUGUCGUCGCCACACGCAGCGUCCGUACUCUCCAGUUCGUCCCCUCCCUCUACCGGAACCUUCGAUCCCUACCUCCGAUCCGUCAUGGUCCCGUACCUCCAGUUCCUGGAGGACCACGGAUCACCGUUCCUGUUGAACGUGUAUCCGUACAUCAGCUACAUCAGGAACAAACAGUACAUAUCCUUGGACUACGCACUAUUCGGAUCGGGAACUACAGUUCAAGAUGGCGCAUUGACAUACACAAACCUGUUCGACGCAUCGGUGGACGCUUUCGUUUGGGCCAUGGAAAGAGAAGGAUUCGGCGGAGUGGCGGUAGUGGUGGCGGAGACAGGGUGGCCGAGGGACGGGGGUGACGCGGCAACGCCGGAGAAUGCGUUGGCUUAUAACAACAAUGUGAUUAGACGGGCACGGAACUCGGUUGGAACGCCUAAAAGGCCUGGGGUUGGGGUUGAAGUGUUCGUGUUUGACCUGUUUGAUGAGAACCUCAAGAGCGGGGAUGAGUAUGAGAGGCACUUUGGGAUCUUUGGACUUGAUGGUGCCAAGGCUUAUGACCUAAGUUUCAAUUGAAUUGAUAUUAUGUAUCGCCUGGUUUUAUUUUAAUUUUGUCCAGUUGAGAAGCUUACAUUAUACUACUUGCCUUUUUAUUUU
Vitis vinifera (wine grape) is the source of this 1177-nucleotide messenger RNA. Its product is annotated as glucan endo-1,3-beta-glucosidase-like. Gene Ontology annotation, cellular component: plasma membrane. The record is from RefSeq and is a predicted model, not a curated record. NCBI's taxonomy places the organism in Eukaryota, Viridiplantae, Streptophyta, Magnoliopsida, Vitales, Vitaceae. The transcript has 2 exons. Gene Ontology annotation, biological process: carbohydrate metabolic process. The coding region runs from base 80 to 1096 and encodes 338 amino acids. Gene Ontology annotation, molecular function: hydrolase activity, hydrolyzing O-glycosyl compounds.